Morchella importuna is the source of this 906-nucleotide messenger RNA. RefSeq lists its product as uncharacterized. The record is from RefSeq and is a predicted model, not a curated record. Gene Ontology annotation, biological process: mitochondrion organization; lipid homeostasis. Lineage: Eukaryota; Fungi; Ascomycota; Pezizomycetes; Pezizales; Morchellaceae. Gene Ontology annotation, cellular component: mitochondrial outer membrane. The transcript is spliced from 3 exons. The coding region runs from base 1 to 906 and encodes 301 amino acids.
AUGUAUCGCCGAUCUUCUCGUGUUCCAGAGGACGAUGAAAUCUCCCUCAUUUCCAUGCAGGAACUCGCCCCGUCACCUAUCGAAGACGACGAAGCAGACUACUACUACAAUGCCGAACAGCUAUCCGUGAAUCCUGUAGAGAGGAAGGCCACGGACCUUUCCUCUUCCAAUUACUCCAACUACUCACAAACCUCGUCCAAUCUGACCUUCUGGUUGGCACGAUCACAAAAAUACUCAUCCUACGCAUUCAGCGCUUUCCUCGGUCUCCACGCCACAACCGUCUCACUAACACCCCUCUUCCUCGGCCUCGACGCCGGGAACUCCUCUCUCCUCCUCGCGCGCACCUACUUCUACCAGUCGCACCCCAUCGUCGAAUCAAUACUCAUUCCCGGGUCGCUGCUCCUGCACGUUGGGUCCGGGCUCGGGCUGCGGGCAUACCGCCACUACCAGCAGCGGCAGCGUUACGGCGGGAGCCCCCCACCGGCACUGUCGCAAUGGCGUCUGGGGAACUUCUCGGGCAUUAGUCUGGCGGGAUGGGCCAUGCUGCCGUUUGUGGCGGCGCACACGGGGCUGCUGAGGGUUGUGCCGCUGUGGGUGGAUGGGGGGAGUAGCGAUAUCACGUUGGAGUACCUGGGGCAUGGGUUCCAUAUGGGGAGGUGGGGGAAGUGGAUUGGCACCGGGUUCUACACGGUGAUGGUUGGGCUGGUGUCCUACCAUGUCGUUUUCGGUUGGGCAAAAUACCUUAAAAUCGACAAGCGGCGGCGCAUAACAGGUGCUACAGCUGUAGCGGUAGCUGGCACAUGGCUCUCUGGGCUUUUUGUUAUUGCCAAGUCGGGGCCGGUGAGAGGAUACCUAGGAAAGCAUUACGACCAUCUUUACAAUGUCUUUUUCAUGAGAGCGGUAUAA